Physella acuta is the source of this 1693-nucleotide messenger RNA. RefSeq names its product serine--tRNA ligase, mitochondrial. Gene Ontology annotation, molecular function: ATP binding; serine-tRNA ligase activity. The record is from RefSeq and is a predicted model, not a curated record. NCBI's taxonomy places the organism in Eukaryota, Metazoa, Mollusca, Gastropoda, Physidae. Gene Ontology annotation, biological process: seryl-tRNA aminoacylation.
UAGGAAUGGGGUAAUGUGCUUCCAACUUUUGUAAAAAUGGCUGCGCCCUUGUCGGCAAAAAUAUAAACAAAAGUAGCCUACUAGAUCUAGAAUCUAGAUCUAAUUCUAAAAGACUAAAUCUAAGUAAUAAAAUACAAAUAAUUUUCAAUUUUAAAAAACAUAAUGAUUGGAAAUGCUGUAAAGGUAACGCUGUACAGUGGCAUCAGGAAAUAUUUUUGCAAAUCAUGUUUCCGAAACUUGUGCUAUAUUCAAGCCUAUAAACAAUCAAAUCAUGUGGACUCCAAUCAGUUGAUGAGAAGGAAGUUUCAUACCUCAGCCUUGCUCACCACUGAGAGCUUUGACAAAGGGCACCAUGGGGCAGAGCCAGCCGAGUGGGAUCAGCCUUUUCAACUUCCUGAACCAGAGCUAGACUGGGACUUCCUGCUGAGUCCCCAGAACACUGAGAUGAUCUCUCAGAAUAUUUUGAACAGGAAAGGAAUUGGUGAUAUCCACAAAGUGAUCAAUUUGUCACAAGCUGUUACCCAGGAAAAAGAUGUUGCAAAGAAAGAAAAAUUGAGACAAGAGUUGGAAGCCGAGGCUCUUGAUAUCCCUAACAGCAGUCACCCAAAUGCUAUAAUUGGUGAUGAAUCUAAAGCAAGGGUGGUGGAGUUAGUUGGAGUAAGAAAAGAGUUUGAUUACAAGCCAAGAAAUAUCAGUGAGAUCGGAGGGAAAGGGUUAAGAAUGUUUCGAGAUGAAAAUUUGACAUUUUCAUCUGGGCCAAAGACGUACUAUUUAGAAAAUCAUUUGGCUUACUUAGAGAGAGCUCUUGUGGCCUACACUAUUGAUAGGCUGUUGGAGAAGGGUUUUGACAUGAUCUCUGUACCUGAUCUCUUGCAUGCUGGAGUCAUCGACAGUUGUGGGUUCAAGACCAGCUCAGGCAGAAGUCAAGUGUACCAGCUGUACCCGCAGUCACUCAAUGGUGCCUGUCUGGCCGGCACUGCGGAAAUGUCUUUGGCUGGUUUCUUUAUGAAUGAAGUUAUUCCGUUUGAUCAGUUGCCCAAAAAGGUGAUGGCGGUCAGUCGAUGCUACAGGGCUGAAGCAGCAGAGAGAGCUGUGGAGAAAGGCCUGUACAGAGUCCAUCACUUCACCAAGGUUGAAAUGUUUGGACUGACAGCCUGUGAAGAUGGAACAGAAAGUGAGCAGCUCUUGCAAGAGAUUUUAAACAUUGAGAGGGAUCUGUUUUCUGAUUUAGGACUGCAUUUUAGAAUUCUAGACAUGCCAACACAAGAACUGGGUGCACCAGCCUACAGAAAGUUUGAUAUAGAGUCCUGGAUGUGUGGCAAGCAGAUCUGGGGUGAGAUCUCAAGCUGUUCCAACUGUACAGACUACCAGUCUAGGAGACUCAACAUCAAGUACAGAUCUCCAUCUGGCACACUCAAACAUGUCCAUACGGUUAAUGGAACAGCUUGUGCUGUGCCUAGGAUGAUUAUUUCUAUAUUAGAACAAAAUCAGGAAAAGGGUAGAAGAUUGGCUCUGCCUGAAGCAUUGCAUCCCUACUUAAAUGGGAGGAAAGAACUGAUAGCUGAGAUGAAGAGAUCUACGUACACGUACAUCAAAACACUGCGAACUGUAUGAUAUUUAACUAACUGACAAGAGAACAACCUACUGCAUUGGAUAAACUAUUGCCACAACUUUUAAUACAACUAUUGAUACA